AUAAUACCCUAAAUGCACAUCAUGCUGCAUUGAAAAAGACUAGAAACUAGAGGUUCAGUCCGUAAUCCCGUGUUUACAAUGUUUACUGUGGUAAUAAAUCAAGUGACAAGUAAUAAUUUAGUAAUUUUUACAUACUCUCCUUCAAUCAGACUUGGUUUUUCUACCAGAGGAGUCACCCCCUGCUGGCAAGUAGAGAGAAUGCAUGUUGGAGACACUUCUGUGUUAGCGUCCCUUUUCCGAACCAGAGGUUGCCGGCUGGUUAUGGGUCCUUUUGCAUAAUAGGUACCAUGUAUGAAGCACAUGGAUAGCCUGUUCCCCUGUUAGUGCAGCUGGAAGGGUUCAAACCUCGAUGCGGCGGUACUCACGCUUGAGCAGUAUUGGAAGUGCCACGAGGACCUUUUUAUAUUCGACGCAGUCCGAGUGCCUUUUAUAGCAGAGUGUGUUGGCCGCUUGUUCAAACAUGAGACGGACAUGUAAAUUGCUAGCACAUUUAUAUAACACGGAGCAUCUCUGGAAGGGGCUUGAGAGGGAGAGGCGAGAGUAUUUGCUUCCUCUCCCAGUGGUGCCAGCAGCCCCAGUUAACUCACCUACAUGGAGAAAGAGAACAGAGGGAGAGAGAGAGAGAGAGAGACCGACCGACCGAACAAGGGAGGGAGGUACUGCGACAUAAGAGGGAAGCAGAGGGGAGGGGAAAGUUUGCAGGUGUGACAGAGCCAGAGAAGUAGGAGGGGGGAGGCGUCAGGCUAUCUGGGUGAGAAAGGAGGAGGAGGAGGAGGCGUCGGACUGGAGAAGAGACAGAAGAGAUGAGCAGGCAAGGGCACAGCAGCAAAACAGAAGGCUGGGGUAGAGGGAAAGGAAGGAGCGAGUGGGAGAGGCAAAGAAAAGAGUGAGUGGGAGAGAGAGAGAGAGAGCGAAACAGCGAGAGUAAGGAGAAGAAAGCGAGCAAGCGACAGUGACAGGGACAGAGGCCAGCAUAGGAGGAGGAGGAGAGAGGGGGGGAUUGGCAUGGCAGACAGCGCGAGCGGGGGCAGAGAGAGGGAGAUUUUGAAUCCGUGAGACAGACCAGGAGAGGCUGAGCUGGUGAGGGGACACAGGAUCGCAGAGGGAGAGCGAGGAGCGACGACGGUCUCCAGUAGUAGCACGGAAUACGAUGAUGGGGCUGUACUAUCCUGCCGUGUUGUCGGGCUCUCAGGAUAGUGCUGGCGGUCAGGAGGGACUCGUGCCUCCACCUUUCUCCGCAUUCCCGCCGCCGCCACCACCGCCCCCGCAGAACGGCCUGGCCUUGGAUUAUGGCGGGGGGCUGUACGCGGCGGGGGCUGUCCAAGGGCCCGUGGAAGCCGGCGGCGCGGUGAACAGCGUCGCAAACGUCGGCAACAGCCUCGGCGUCCAACAGUCCGACGGCUCCUCUCAGAUCGACGGCUCCUCAGCGGUCGGCUCAGGAGGAGGUGGAGGGAGCAUCGGUGAUGACUCCGAUGCCAAGGGGACCCCCAAACGCCUCCACGUGUCUAACAUCCCCUUCCGCUUCCGGGACCCCGACCUACGGCAGAUGUUUGGGCAAUAUGGAAAAAUUCUCGACGUGGAGAUCAUUUUCAACGAGAGGGGGUCCAAGGGCUUCGGCUUUGUAACAUUCGAGACAAGUGCGGAUGCGGAGCGGGCCAGAGAGAAGCUUCACGGCACGUUGGUGGAGGGACGUAAAAUCGAGGUGAAUAACGCCACAGCCAGAGUGAUGACAAACAAGAAGAUGACCAUCCCUUACUCUAACGGGGAGGGCCUCGCAACGCUGCCAUACGCUGGAUGGAAGUUGAGUCCCAUGGUGGGAGCCAUGUACAGCCCUGAACUCUACACAGGCACUUCAGCCGAUCUGUCCCAACUCCUCUGUCUCUCAGUGCCGGGGUUUCCGUACCCAGCAGCGGCGGCGGCGGCGGCUGCUGCGUCCACCGCCGCCUCCUUCCGAGGGGCCCACCUGCGGGGUCGAGCCCGACCCGUCUACAGCGCCGUUAGGGCCGCUGUGCCGCAACCCGCCAUCCCCACCUACCCGGGUGUGAUGGCCUAUCAGGAUGGCUUUUACGGUGCAGCUGAUCUCUAUGGGGGCUAUGCAGCCUAUCGUUACGCCCAGCCGACUGCGGUAGCGACUCCCGCGGCAGCGGCGGCUGCGGCGGCAGCUUACAGUGACAGCUACGGACGGGUUUACACGGCAGACCCUUACCACGCCGCGCUCGCCCCGGCCGCCUACGGCGUUGGAGCCAUGGCCACACUGUACAGGGGAGGCUACAGUAGAUUUGCCCCUUAUUAAAGACACUACAUUUCCCAGGAGCUCCUCUCUUCCAUUGAAUUUCUCUGAAAGAGCUCCCUCUGUUGCCGUGGAGGUGGACUGCACCCAGUUUUAAACAGUGGAGUCGACUCAACAAAGAUAUUUCAGAUCCUUCCCCACAGCAGUCCCACGUUUUCGUAUAUACGCUACUACAGAAAUAGAGGAAUGCUGUAAUAAAGACUGACGGAUGGCCUUUACAGUAAAAAAAAAAAAAAAAGAAGAAAAAAAAUAGACUUAAGAUGGCCACCUUCCCUAUUGCACGGCUGUAUUAUAGUCCCCUCUUCUUAAUCCCUCGGCACUCAGCAGCACAAGACUCGUGAUGGGGCCCAGAUGUUCUUCCAAAGGCUGUAUGUGGAUAACAUUUAAACAGCUGUCAACCGUGUGUGAGAAGAAAGAGCUGGGUGCUGUGUGGCCUGCACGCACUCAACAUUUAAGGAAAAAAGGAGGGAAUCAAACGUGUCUACAAAACGUCGGAGAAGCAGGAAGCAGGAAGGCCCAUGGAAAGGGAAGCUUAAAAAAAAACAACAACAAAAAAAACAAAAACAUUUUGAACCAGAACGACGAGUCACCGACCAUGAAAACAGCCGGCCAUGGGACUUUUAUGAUCCCACCUCAAGGUGGGCGGGUAGGAUGGGAGUGUGUCGUUGUGUUGUUGCAGAGCGGCGGCUGGGAGGAGGUGACGUGUGACGGUUUAUAUCGCUGCAGGAAUCACGACCGAAAGCUGGAGGGAGGGAGGGUUAUUAGAGCUGUUCCUUACCUCAAGUUUUCUUAGUAUGUGGAAAUGGUGAACCUUUAAACUUAAAAUUGUUAUGAUAUGCAAAGAAAUUAGCUUAGAGAAAAAAAGUUACCAAAUUAUUAUUAUUAUUAUUAUUGUAAUUAUUCUCAUUCAUAUUCUUAUAAAACCAUUAUUUUUUUUGACUCUGCAGCUAGUGCUGUUAUGGGGCAUGUAGAUCCAACAGUGAACCCUGGGGUUAAAAUCAGAAAACGAGCAUCGCUAUCUCAAAGACUCCACUUUAUGAGCUAUAAGACGCUUCUAUAGUCUCACAUCAUUUUUCUAAAGCACAGGAUUCCGCUGCGUUCUGCGUGCGACGGCCACUCAAACACUACGGAGGGAUCCCACACUAAAACGGUGUCGUCUUGAAUUGAUUUUUAGCAUUUAGAUCCAAACGACAUCGUCCACCCGCAACCCCGGGGUUCACGUAUUUGUUGGUCCUUUAAUGUAGAGAUUUAUUAUUUGGAUUUUCCCCUCAUGCUCCACCUUUUAUAGAGCAACGUCCAACAUUGAAUGAGUCUUCCUGAAACAUACUUUAGUCGGUAAAUGUGUUCGAGAUGCUGCCAGCAGCGUUUUACUGAGCAAGAGAGCGAUUCUGGCGAGGAAUUAAUAAAAAAUAUUUAAAUGCAAAACACAUUACUAUUGUGCAUAUUUCUAUACUGUUGUAUUCUAUAUUUCCAAAACGUGGCUUUUAUUUUGCUUUUGUUUUUGUUCCAAAGAUUUGUAGAAAGCACAUUUUUCUGCCGUAUGUAUAAAUAUAUUAUCUUUGUUAUUAUUAUAAUGAUAUGGCUGUCUUUAUUUACUUAUUUUUCACUUUGUAUGUCUUUUUUUUAAUAUAUAUAUAUAUAUAUAUAUAAAUAUCUCUUAAGUGUUGUUCCUUCUCCAGUAAGGUGCAAAUUCAAUUAAGUUUUUUGUUAUUUUCUUUUGCUUUGGAAUAAAGUUCUUGAGCCAAGAGCGUAUCUGAGAAGGUACAAACUAGAGGUAUGCAUGUAACACUACCAAACCCAGUCCUCUUGGUGAAAUAUUCAGUCAAUCCAAGCUACACUUUGUUUUGUUUUGGGGUUGUCGUGUUAUCACGCAUUCAUGAUCAGGUUGAUAUUCCAACAUGGUGGAAAAACAAAAUGUCAUUGUGGGAUAUGAUCUAAGUUGUGUGUUAAAUGAGAUCUCUCUCUCUCUCUCUCUCUCUCUAAUAUAUAUAUAUAUAUAUAUAUAUAUAUAUAUAUGCCUAGUAUUUUUUUUCCUCUAACGUAUUGACGACUUUAAAAUAUACAGUUUUAUUUUCCAUGUCCAAUACGAUUUUUAUUUUUUUCUCUAUUAAAUGUGCUGCUGGUAGAUUUUCUCAUAACACUUAUCAUUUUAUCAUGUCUCCAAAUCACAACAGAAUGGGUUCUGGACAACAACAAAAAAAAAAAAAAAAAAAAAACUAGCCAAAGAUGCUAACUUACAGUCCACACAGUACACACAGACGGACUAAUGAAGCCACUGGCGGCAUGGACAAACCAGCAUGAGCGAUACUCGUCAAGUUUGAGAACUUUUUGCAUGAAUCUCGUGUCUUUCAUAUUUUGACUCCCGAGCAGCCGAGCCCGGUUGCCUUGUUCUUCACCACUAGAGUCUGCGGGGAAACGACGGGCAGCUAGCUGUUUGAAGCUAGUCAACACAACAAAGAGCACAGUGCAAACAAAACAAAACAACACGUGGCAGCUUCAUUUCUCCUGUCUUGGUUUUCUUGCCACUGUAUUAUAGUAGACUAUGUGGCCAUUCUUCACAGUUGCUAUGGUUUCCUCAAUGAACUGUCCUCCCCCCUCUAUCAUGUCUAUAUCCCCCCCUGACUGCCAUUAUGUUUUUUAGUUAUUGAAUGUCCAUAUAAAAUGUUUUAUAUAAAAAUGUUUUGUUGUGA
Molecule: messenger RNA, 4980 nt
Organism: Pungitius pungitius (ninespine stickleback)
Lineage: Eukaryota; Metazoa; Chordata; Actinopteri; Perciformes; Gasterosteidae
Gene: rbfox2
Product: RNA binding fox-1 homolog 2
Exons: 12
Coding region: 1151-2293 (380 amino acids)
Biological process (GO): regulation of alternative mRNA splicing, via spliceosome; nervous system development
Cellular component (GO): nucleus; cytoplasm
Molecular function (GO): mRNA binding
Source: RefSeq, a predicted model, not a curated record